AUGGCGAUAUCGGAUAUUAAACUACCAAGACGAUUACCCUUACUCGUUAUCGAAGGCGUGUUUUUUCCCGGGGCAUCUAUAAGGAUACCCGUUAAUUCGUAUAAAAAUAUGAAUAUGGUUAAAACUCACCUUCUAAGUAGGAGUACCUUAGCAAGUGCAAUUAUUGGAGUAGUACCUAGAGAACCAGGAUCAUCUGGAGAAGAUGAUAUCAGUGCCAUGCAUCAAAUUGGAACUGCAGAAAUUGUUGUUCAAGUUACUGGUACUAAUUGGCCACGACCAGCAUAUACACUACUAGUUACUGGUCUAUGUCGCUUUAGAUUAGAAGGUUUAGUGAAAGAAUCUCCUUGCCUUAUUGGAAGUGUAAGACAGUUAGAUAAACUUUCAGGAGAAGAAACUGAAAGUAUUGAAGUUGAAGCAGAACUAAAUGAUUUAAUGGAACAAUUUAUAGAACAAGCUAUUAGAUUGAUUGAUAUGCUUGAUUUAUCAGUUCCUGCUGUAGUUCGACUAAAAAGAUUAUUAAAUUCUCUACCUAUUAAAAGUUUACCUGAUGUCUGUGCAGCAAUAAUUAGAGCAUCACAUGCAGAACGUCUUCAAGUAUUAGAUGCUGUUGAUUUAGCCGAAAGGCUAAAAAAAACGCCUCUUUUAAUUAGACAAAUUGAGGGUUUACAAUUAUUACAAAAAGCUAGAAAAGAUGGCGAUAUUUCUAGACCUGUCACUUUGGAAAAAAUAACACCAAGCAGAGGAAGACAAAGAUUAGAUAUAGAUGAUGAUGAUUUUGAAGGUGGUGAUGAAAUUGCUAUUUUAGAAAAAAAACUCAGAGAUACUGAAAUGCCUGAUCAUGCAAAAAAAGUUGCAAUGAAAGAAUUACAGAGAUUAAAGAAAAUGCUUCCUCAUAUGCCUGAACAUGCCAUGACAAGAAAUUACAUUGAACUUAUGACAGAUCUUCCAUGGUCUAAGCAGUCUUCUGAAAUGCUUGAUAUAAAUAAGUCAAGAAAAGAUUUAGAUGCUGAUCAUUAUGGCAUGGAGAAAUUGAAGAAAAGAGUUUUAGAAUAUCUUGCUGUUCGCCAAUUGAAAAAUACAUUGAAAGGUCCCAUUUUAUGCUUUGUAGGACCUCCUGGAGUAGGUAAAACAAGUGUGGGAAGAUCUAUUGCACAAUCAUUGGGAAGAGAAUUUCAUAGGAUAUCUCUAGGUGGUGUUUGUGAUCAAGCUGAUAUUCGUGGUCACAGACGCACUUAUAUAGGUUCGAUGCCAGGACGUAUUAUUCAAGGAUUAAGAACAGUUGGAGUUAAAAAUCCUGUGUUUCUGUUAGAUGAAAUUGAUAAAAUGAGUGCUGGAAUACAUGGUGAUCCAGCAGCUGCACUUUUAGAAGUUCUUGACCCAGAACAAAAUUCUUCGUUUAUAGACCAUUAUUUAAAUGUACCAUUUGAUUUAUCACAAGUUCUAUUCAUUGCUACUGCAAAUACAAUUAAAAGUAUUGCUCCAGCUUUGUUAGAUAGAAUGGAGAUUAUUCCUGUUCCUGGAUAUACACAUGAAGAAAAGCACCAUAUUGCUCGAAAUCAUUUGAUUCCCAAAAUGCUUAAAGAACAUGGACUUACCUCAGAAACAGUUCACAUAACUGAUGAAGCUGUACAGUUGUUAAUUAGAAAAUAUACUCAGGAAGCUGGCGUGCGUAGCUUGGAACGUAAAGUAGGAGCCUUAUGCCGAGCUGUAGCAGUAAGAGUUGUAGAAAAACAAGUGAUAAAAGAAAAAGUAGCCAAUUCUACUAUUGUAGAAAAUAAUGGAAAUGCAAUAUGCUAUCCUCCUGAACUUCCAAUUGUUUUAGAUGAAGUAGCCCUAGAAGAUAUUUUAGGAAUCAUUCUAAAAGAUUUAGAUGCCGAUCAUUAUGGCAUGGAGAAAUUGAAGAAAAGAGUUUUAGAAUAUCUUGCUGUUCGCCAAUUGAAAAAUACAUUGAAAGGUCCCAUUUUAUGCUUUGUAGGACCUCCUGGAGUAGGUAAAACAAGUGUGGGAAGAUCUAUUGCACAAUCAUUGGGAAGAGAAUUUCAUAGGAUAUCUCUAGGUGGUGUUUGUGAUCAAGCUGAUAUUCGUGGUCACAGACGCACUUAUAUAGGUUCGAUGCCAGGACGUAUUAUUCAAGGAUUAAGAACAGUUGGAGUUAAAAAUCCUGUGUUUCUGUUAGAUGAAAUUGAUAAAAUGAGUGCUGGAAUACAUGGUGAUCCAGCAGCUGCACUUUUAGAAGUUCUUGACCCAGAACAAAAUUCUUCGUUUAUAGACCAUUAUUUAAAUGUACCAUUUGAUUUAUCACAAGUUCUAUUCAUUGCUACUGCAAAUACAAUUAAAAGUAUUGCUCCAGCUUUGUUAGAUAGAAUGGAGAUUAUUCCUGUUCCUGGAUAUACACAUGAAGAAAAGCACCAUAUUGCUCGAAAUCAUUUGAUUCCCAAAAUGCUUAAAGAACAUGGACUUACCUCAGAAACAGUUCACAUAACUGAUGAAGCUGUACAGUUGUUAAUUAGAAAAUAUACUCAGGAAGCUGGCGUGCGUAGCUUGGAACGUAAAGUAGGAGCCUUAUGUCGUGCUGUAGCAGUAAGAGUUGUAGAAAAACAAGUGAUAAAAGAAAAAAGUGCUGGAAUACAUGGUGAUCCAGCAGCUGCACUUUUAGAAGUUCUUGACCCAGAACAAAAUUCUUCGUUUAUAGACCAAAAAGAUUUAGAUGCCGAUCAUUAUGGCAUGGAGAAAUUGAAGAAAAGAGUUUUAGAAUAUCUUGCUGUUCGCCAAUUGAAAAAUACAUUGAAAGGUCCCAUUUUAUGCUUUGUAGGACCUCCUGGAGUAGGUAAAACAAGUGUGGGAAGAUCUAUUGCACAAUCAUUGGGAAGAGAAUUUCAUAGGAUAUCUCUAGGUGGUGUUUGUGAUCAAGCUGAUAUUCGUGGUCACAGACGCACUUAUAUAGGUUCGAUGCCAGGACGUAUUAUUCAAGGAUUAAGAACAGUUGGAGUUAAAAAUCCUGUGUUUCUGUUAGAUGAAAUUGAUAAAAUGAGUGCUGGAAUACAUGGUGAUCCAGCAGCUGCACUUUUAGAAGUUCUUGACCCAUAACAAAAUUCUUCAUUUAUAGACCAUUAUUUAAAUGUACCAUUUGAUUUAUCACAAGUUCUAUUCAUUGCUACUGCAAAUACAAUUAAAAGUAUUGCUCCAGCUUUGUUAGAUAGAAUGGAGAUUAUUCCUGUUCCUGGAUAUACACAUGAAGAAAAGCACCAUAUUGCUCGAAAUCAUUUGAUUCCCAAAAUGCUUAAAGAACAUGGACUUACCUCAGAAACAGUUCACAUAACUGAUGAAGCUGUACAGUUGUUAAUUAGAAAAUAUACUCAGGAAGCUGGCGUGCGUAGCUUGGAACGUAAAGUAGGAGCCUUAUGCCGAGCUGUAGCAGUAAGAGUUGUAGAAAAACAAGUGAUAAAAGAAAAAGUAGCCAAUUCUACUAUUGUAGAAAAUAAUGGAAAUGCAAUAUGCUAUCCUCCUGAACUUCCAAUUGUUUUAGAUGAAGUAGCCCUAGAAGAUAUUUUAGGACCACCAUUAUAUGAUAGUGAAUUGACAACUAAGAUAGGCCAACCAGGUAUAGCUAUAGGUUUGGCAUGGACUGCAGCUGGUGGAGAAAUAAUGUUUGUAGAAGCUUCAAAAAUGGAUGGUGAUGGACAGUUAAUUCUUACUGGACAGCUAGGAGAUGUCAUGAAAGAAUCGGCUAAAUUAGCUUUAAAUUGGAUUCGUACAAAUGCUGAAGAGUAUGGAAUUCCUGUUCAGAAGGGUACAGAUCUGAUGGAGAGAACAGACAUUCACAUACAUUUUCCUGCUGGUGCUGUUGGUAAAGAUGGGCCUUCUGCUGGAGUAACUAUUGUUACUGCUUUAAUAUCAUUGUUUACAGAAAGAUUAGUAUCAUCUGGUCUUGCUAUGACAGGAGAAAUAACUUUAUUAGGAUUAGUUUUACCAGUUGGUGGAAUUAAAGAAAAAAUAUUAGCUGCACACAGAACUGGAAUGAAGCAUGUUAUAUUACCAAAGAAAAACGAAAAAGACCUUUCAGAAAUUCCUUCUACCACUUUAGCUGACUUAACCAUCCAUUCUGUCUCUUGUGUUGAUGAUGUCUUGCAAGUAGCUUUCCAAGGAGGAUUUCCAGAUUUGGGGAAAGUGAGAUCUAUCACUAAACUUUAAAAAUAAAGAGAGAAUUCCUGGUUGAACA
This is a messenger RNA of Centruroides sculpturatus (bark scorpion), 4219 nucleotides long. Its product is annotated as lon protease homolog 2, peroxisomal-like. The record is from RefSeq and is a predicted model, not a curated record. Gene Ontology annotation, cellular component: peroxisomal matrix. Gene Ontology annotation, molecular function: serine-type endopeptidase activity; ATP hydrolysis activity; ATP-dependent peptidase activity. Gene Ontology annotation, biological process: protein processing; protein targeting to peroxisome; protein catabolic process. Lineage: Eukaryota; Metazoa; Arthropoda; Arachnida; Scorpiones; Buthidae.